AUGGAUCUGUUCCAGUUGGUUCAAAGUACUUGUUACUGUGGACGUAGCCAAUCUAACAGGCUAGAGAGGCUCCAAAAGGAGGACUACCAUCGUCUCCCAGCAGCUGAAGAUGACAGCAUGCAGAAUUCAAGGACUGCUGAACUUGCAGAAGAAAUCUUGACAAAAGCUUUUAACCUCCCAAAUAUCACUGAUUUGAGAACAAUUGACACUAUCAUUAUUGAAAUAGAUGUAGAUGGAGGAAUUUAUCAAGACAUCUUUGACAUCAAUGAAGCUUUAGGACUAGACCUUUUUGAGGGAGACAUCAGACUUGAUGGGGAACGAAACUCCAUCAUUGGUGACAACUAUCGGUGGCCCCACGUUAUCCCCUACGUCCUUGAUGAUAGCCUGGAAAUGAAUGCUAAAGGGCUCAUCCUCAAGGCAUUUGAACAGUAUCGACUAAAAACCUGUAUUGACUUCAAACCUUGGGAAGGGGAAAAGAAUUACAUAUCUGUCUUCAAAGGAAGUGGCUGCUGGUCCUCAGUGGGAAACCGCCAAGAGGGGUUGCAGCAGCUCUCCAUUGGAGCCAACUGUGACAGGAUUGGGACGAUCCAGCACGAGUUCCUGCACGCCCUGGGAUUCUGGCAUGAACAGUCACGGUCUGACCGGGAUGACUAUGUGUCCAUCAUCUGGGACAGGAUUCAGGCUGGUAAAGAUCAUAAUUUCAACAAAUAUGAUGAUAGAACAUCAGACUCCCUGAAUGUUCCCUAUGACUAUACUUCUGUGAUGCACUACAGCCAAAAUGCAUUCAGGAACGGGACUGAACCCACCAUCGUCACUAACAUACCAGACUUCAUGGAUGUCAUAGGGCAGCGAAUGGAUUUCAGUGAUUAUGAUCUCCAGAAACUGAACCGGCUGUACAAUUGCUCCUCCUCCCUAAGUUUCAUGGACACAUGCAGUUUUGAACUUGAAAAUAUAUGUGGCAUGAUUCAAAGUUCAGAUGAUAACAGUGACUGGCAGCGUUUGUCUCAGGUUCCUGCUGGGCCAAAUGCCGAUCACACUAAUAUGGGAGAAUGCGAAGAUUCUGGCUACUUCAUGCAUUUCAACAGCAGCACUGGAGCAGAGGGGAGCACAGCUAUCCUGGAGAGUCGAAUUCUGUAUCCCAAAAGGGGCUUUCAGUGCUUACAAUUCUAUUUCUAUAACAGCGGUCACGAAAGUGACCGGCUGUAUGUCUGGGUCAGGGAGUAUACUUCAGCCCAUCCGAAUGGUACUUUGAGACUCAUUGAAGAGAUAAAAGGUUCACCUGCGACUUACUGGCAGCUCCAUCAUGUUUCUUUGAAUGUCACAAGUAAAUUCCGGGUUGUGUUUCAAGGCAUGAGAGGAAGUGGCUUAUCAAAUGGAGGCCUCUCUAUUGACGACAUCAAUUUGUCAGAAACUCAGUGUCCCCAUCACAUCUGGCAUAUCAGAAAUUUCACGCAUCUCCUCAACACAAGCCCAGCAGGGACAGCAGGGAGAAUAUACAGUCCACCUUUUUACUCUAGUAAAGGAUAUGCUUUUCAGGUCAGCUUGUAUGUAAAUGGUACCACUGACAACCCAUUUAAUUUAGCAAUGUACUUGCACUUGAUUUCUGGAGCAAAUGAUGAUCAGUUGCAAUGGCCCUGUGCAUGGCAACAAGGUACCAUGAUUCUGCUUGACCAGCAUCCUGAUAUUCGUCAGCGAAUGUCAAACCAAAGAAGUAUAACAACUGAUCCCCUGAAAUUAUCAGAUUCCUCAUCAACUUAUUUUUGGGAUAGGCCAGAUAAAGUGGGAUCUGUAGCAUCUUUUCCCAAUGGAACUACCUUCAUGAGAGGUCCAGGAAGUGGAACGAGUGCAUUUUUAACUCAUCAGAGACUUAGAAGCCGCAAUUUUAUUAAAGAUGACAGUGUUUAUGUUCUUUUAACAAUGGAAGAUAUAUCAUAUCUACUAUCAACUCAGCCAAGUGUUUCACCCACCUUUGUUAUGAAUACACCCAGUGCCAACACCAUCAAACCUACCAAUAACGUCGCUGCUACCACCAAGCCUAUUGCCACCACCAAGCCUACCACUAGGACUACCACCACCACAACAGCCAUCACAACAGCCUCUGUCACGCUGACCAAAGAACCAGAGACAGAAGUUCCAGAUUCCUGUCCAGACAACCCUUGUGAAAAUGAUGGUGUCUGCGUUAUUGUAAAUAGAGCACCGGUGUGCAGAUGUCCAGCAGGUGACAACUGGUGGUACAUGGGAGAAAAGUGUGAAAGGAAAGGGUCAACUCAAGAAAAUACUAUAAUAGCUGUUUCUUCAACCAUAUCUGUAUUUGUUGUAAUGCUUAUUGUCACUAUCACAACUGCAGUGUGCCUUAAAAAGAAAUACAGCCAUGGAAAGGAAAAUAGGGAGAGCUUUCCCCUAGAAGAAGUAAGUAAAACAUCCUUCUGA
Molecule: messenger RNA, 2430 nt
Organism: Antrostomus carolinensis (chuck-will's-widow)
Lineage: Eukaryota; Metazoa; Chordata; Aves; Caprimulgiformes; Caprimulgidae
Gene: MEP1B
Product: meprin A subunit beta
Biological process (GO): proteolysis
Cellular component (GO): membrane
Molecular function (GO): metalloendopeptidase activity; protein binding; zinc ion binding
Source: RefSeq, a predicted model, not a curated record